This is a messenger RNA of Gambusia affinis (western mosquitofish), 2336 nucleotides long. RefSeq names its product CDP-diacylglycerol--glycerol-3-phosphate 3-phosphatidyltransferase, mitochondrial. Gene Ontology annotation, molecular function: CDP-diacylglycerol-glycerol-3-phosphate 3-phosphatidyltransferase activity. The transcript has 11 exons. The record is from RefSeq and is a predicted model, not a curated record. NCBI's taxonomy places the organism in Eukaryota, Metazoa, Chordata, Actinopteri, Cyprinodontiformes, Poeciliidae. Bases 70 to 1704 code for a protein of 544 amino acids. Gene Ontology annotation, biological process: cardiolipin biosynthetic process. Gene Ontology annotation, cellular component: mitochondrion.
AGAUAACACUGUCUCUGUUCACAGACUGUGGUACCGAUAAAGUUUUGGAAAUAACUCGGCGCAGCAGCAAUGGCAGCUCCCAUGACUUGGAGGAGGCUGGUGCACUCGGUAUACUCCCCGGCCAUCGCCGGGGUUUUUAGCCGGAUAUCUGACCGGUUCUUCCGCGCCCAGGACAGAAGGAGAGGGUCAGCCAUGUUGCUGCUGGCUCCACUGCUUGCUCAAGCCGAGCCAGCGCCACGCCACGUUUCCAGGCCCACCGGGUCAGCCGGAGCUCCGGGCUCAGACGGCCUCUGCAGCCACUUCCGUUGGAUGGCGGAACAAGUACCCGCCUUCCGGGUGCCGGGAACCCAUAUCCAGAUCCUGACGUCACCAGACCAAUUUUACCAGGCAAUGAAGGCCCGCAUCAGAAGCGCAAAAAGGCGGGUGGUAAUGGCCUCCUUAUAUCUGGGAACAGGACAACUGGAGCAGGAAAUGGUGGACUGCAUGGAGGAAGCGCUCCAAUAUGCAAAAGAAAACCGUUGCUCUCCUGACCUCAAAGUCUCCGUACUACUGGACUACACUCGCGGCUCAAGAGGUCAGAUUAACUCCAGGACCAUGCUGCUGCCUCUGCUGCAGCGCUUCACCUCUCAGAUGCGAGUAUCUCUAUACCACACUCCAGACCUGAGAGGCCUGCUGCGACUCCUGGUGCCGCAGCGCUUCAACGAGACCAUUGGCGUCCAGCACAUCAAAGUUUACCUGUUUGACGACAGCGUCAUCAUCAGCGGGGCCAACCUGAGCGACUCGUACUUCACCAACAGGCAGGACCGCUACGUGCUCCUGGAGAACUGCAGGGAGGUGGCGGACUUCUUCUCCGACCUGGUGGAGGCCGUGGGGGACGUCUCCCUGCAGCUGCAGCCGGACAACUCGGUCACCGUGCAGGACGGCAUGGUGCACCCCUACAAAGGAAACCGGGAGGACUUCUCGGCAGCGGCGAGGAAGCGCAUCAUGGAGGUCAUGAGCUCGGCCCGCGUGAGACAGCAGCAGCAGCUGCGGCGCCGCUCCAGGGAGGAAGAGGCCAGGAGCGAGGAAGAGGAGGACACCUGGGUGUUCCCCCUGGUCCAGAUGAAACCUCUGGGCAUCCAGACGGACGAGCAGGUCACACAGCGGCUGCUGACAGACGCCGGGCCGGACUCCACUGUGUUUCUAACAUCGGGUUACUUCAACCUGACCCGGGCUUACAUGCGGCUGGUGCUGGAGACCGGAGCCAGCUACCGCAUCCUGACCGCCUCCCCAGAGGUCAACGGGUUCUUCGGGGCCAAAGGCAUCGCCGGAGCGAUUCCUGCAGCCUACAUUCACAUCGCCAGGCAGUUUUACAACCGAGUGUGCCAACUGGGCCAGCAGGAGAGGGUCCAUCUGCACGAGUACCACCGGCCGCAGUGGACGUUCCACGCUAAAGGUCUGUGGUAUUACCUCCGGGGGCAGGACAGGCCUUGCCUCACUCUAAUUGGCUCUCCUAAUUUCGGUUACCGCUCGGUUCACCGCGACCUGGAGGCCCAGAUCGCCAUAUUGACGGAAAACGAAGCCCUUCAGAGCCAGCUGCAGGAGGAGCAGGAGACGCUGUACCGGCGCUCCACGGAGGUUUCCGACUCCACGUUCCAGCAGCCCAAUCGCUACGUCAAGCUGUGGGUCAAGCUGGUGACUCCCCUCAUCAAGAACUUCUUCUGAGAUCCAAAAGGCUGCAGGCGGUUCUUUUAUUUCGGUUUGGACUCGACGGUUCUGAGCCGAGGUCCUGCAGAAGGCGUUCCCCGCUGUCACAGGAAGUGACUCACGCACAGGAGUGGACGUACGAUGAACUUACAGAGGGGGAGCCCUCUUCCAUUUUUAUAUUUACCUCCGCCGUCAUAGAAAUCUGGAUUUCUCCAUUUGUACUGACCUGAAACAUUUCAAACAGAGAAAAGCUACUGAUCGUCUUUGCGGACCUCCAGCAUGUAGCCGCGUUUUGUGCUUUCGGGCCAAACAGAGAUGUGAACGUCUGCGGCGUAAUGAAGGCUGUGACGGUAAGCAGACGGGUGUGGUGAAGCGCUGCAGCCCCUGGGGAGCUUUAAUAACAGCUCUCACGGUUUGUUUACGGCUCUGCCCACAGAUACGUGUACAGUUCUGUGUUACGUUUGCAAAGUAAAGUAUCUGCUCAAUUUUUAAAGUGACUCAAAAUGUUUGUGUGCGUUUGUUGGGAAUGGAGCUGAAGGCUGAAGGUGAAGCUUCAGGUGCAAAGCUUUAACUCCAGAAGUUGUGCUGAAACGCUGCAAAAACAGUUGUGAUCAAAUAUUUUAUUACACUUCAAAUAAAACAAAACUCAC